UGAAGGAAAUCCAAGUACUGUACAAAGAAAGGCGCCUGUCUCGCAACUCCACGUUAAACAGUACCGUGUCCCUUUAAAAACGUCUGACAAAAAGCCCAUAUGAUCCCCGAGCUCCAAUCACCAAUUCCUUCUGCAAAAGCAGCCUCUGCAUUUUUGUCUGUCUGAAUGCUACAGCAGCACGGGGGGGAAAAGAUUGAGGAUAAGGCAAAAACUGAAGAAAUGUGACAAUUCAACGGUCAUUUUCAUGGCGAAGCGAAAACUGGUGCGAAAGGAGUUAUUCUUGGACUCCUUUGAGCCACGAAACGCUGGAUCAAAAUGCUCAUAGUGGAGAAGACCACAGACUUCCCCUCUGCUGAGUUCUCCCUGGUGGAGGAUGUGGCUCUGCACUUCACCUGUUUGAUGGACAGGUUGAACGAGCAGCGCCUCUUCCAGCCUGACCUGUGUGACGUCGACAUCGUUCUGGUGCGUCAGCACAGUACCUUCCCGGCCCACAAGGGCGUGCUGGCGGCCUACAGCCCUUUCUUCCACUCCCUUUUUGCACAAAGCAAAGAGCUGCGGCGGGUGGACCUUUCGCUGGACGCCCUAACCUCACAGGGCCUGCAGCAAAUUCUCAACUUCAUUUACACCUCCAAACUGCUGGUGAGCAGCCGCACUGUCCGCGACGUGCUCAACGCCGCUGCCCUGCUCCAGAUGAGCGACAUCGCAGCAUCCUGCCGCGACCUCAUCAGCAGCCACUCGCUGAGAAGCACCUGCUCAGAUAUGGCCAAUCAGGAAGGGCUCGGUAGCGGUGACCCAGCAGCUGUAGCGAUGCCCUCCAGCCAGCUGUACCCGGAGAUCAAACAGGAGUCAGAGCUGGGGAGGGUGUACAAGAGGGAAGGGAGCAGCCCGUUCUCUGUUAGAGUGGAGGACGCAGGCAAGACAGCCUCCCAGCAGAAGUAUUACCAGAAGGAGGACGGGUCAGGGGGCGGGACUAGCACCGGUGUGGCCGCUUUGUGCAAAGUCGAGAGCAAUGGAGAGGAGUCAAAGACCGCUGAUGGCCACGCCUCCUUCAACAGAGACCAGAUCAUUGUUGAAGUCAACCUCAACAACCAGACCCUUAAUGUGUCAAAGGGGUUGGAGAGCAAAUCCGCAAGCAUCACAGAGGCGGCCACCAUGUUUGGUUGUUGUCAUGACAACGGGAUAGAUUCAGAAGACGAGGAGGACGAGGCGGAGAAUGACGACACAGUGGGAGACGAGGAUGAUGAUGAGCUGAAGAGAGGGGACAUACUGGGGCAGAGCAGCGAGGAGGUAGAUGAGGAGGAAGAUGAGGAAGAGGAGGAGAACUCCCUAAACAUUCCAGGCUUUGAGCAAGCAGCCCUGAUGGAUCGACCACGCCGAGGCACCAGAGCCUUUGCUAUGGCGGGUACAACAGCCUCCAUGCGGCAAACACUGGCAGAGGCCACGUUAGCCAACCAGCGGCAGGGUGGGAAGAGGGCGCUGGAUGCAGAGGGCCUGGGCCAGAAAGUGAGGCUGGAGGAGAAGCAACAUUUCCCAUGUAAGAAAUGCCCUCGCGUCUUCAACAAUCGCUGGUACCUGGAAAAACACAUGAACGUCACACACAACCGCAUGCAGAUCUGCAAUAACUGUGGGAAACGCUUCCUGCUGGAGAGUGAGCUGCUGCUGCACCAACAGACCGACUGUGAGAAGAGCAUCCAGUGUGUAACAUGUGGCAAGGCCUUCAAAAAGCUGUGGUCGUUACACGAGCAUAACAAGAUUGUCCAUGGCUACGCCGAGAAGAAGUUCUCCUGCGAGAUCUGUGAGAAGAAGUUUUACACCAUGGCUCAUGUCAGGAAGCACAUGGUCGCCAAUACGAAGGACAUGCCGUUCACCUGUGAGACAUGCGGGAAGUCAUUCAAGCGCAGCAUGUCCCUGAAGGUUCACUCUCUGCAGCACUCAGGAGAGAAACCCUUCAAGUGUGAGAACUGCAGUGAGCGCUUCCAGUACAAAUACCAGCUCCGUUCCCACAUGAGCAUCCACAUCGGACACAAGCAGUUCAUGUGCCAGUGGUGCGGAAAGGACUUCAACAUGAAACAGUACUUUGACGAACACAUGAAGACACACACUGGAGAGAAGCCUUACAUCUGUGAGAUAUGUGGUAAGAGCUUCACGAGCCGGCCCAACAUGAAGCGCCACCGCCGCACCCACACCGGGGAGAAGCCCUACCCCUGUGAGGUGUGCGGCCAGCGCUUCCGCUUCUCCAACAUGCUCAAGGCCCACAGGGAGAAAUGCUUCCGCGUCAGCAACCCCAUGGUUACUGAUGGCAACGACCCCCUUGUCCUCCAUCAACCUCUGGCCUCGCCCACUGCGGACUCUUCCGGUCAGGUGCAGCUGAGGACGGCGCUCCCCGCCACGUCUGCAACCACACCCGCUGCUGCCUCUAGCCCACACCCCCUCCAUGGCACCCAGCUGUCUCUCCCCCUGCUGCACUCAAUGGGGGGACUGCCUCCGAGCCCACAUUUACCCCCUCUGCCUCCCCUGUUCCCUGCUGGUAGGAUGAACUCCAACAACUAACAAAUCUGUGUAGCAUCAAAAGCACCUUUGUUACUUUUGUUUUUCUUAGAGCUUUUUAAGAGGACUUCUGCAGGAGAGUGAUUCACCUCAGUGACAUUUACACCGAGGAGAAACACUGACUGAAGGCUAAAUGGACGCCUCAUAAAAACACACACAUACGCCUACCACAAUAAGAAAUAGUUAUUUUUUACUCUGUUAAAUACAAUAUAUAACCUCAGAGUCCAGUAGGACAUGUCAUCACCGCUCUUUUCCUCAUGAAUUUUACAACUCAUUUGGUUUUAUUUGGAAUCCCACCACCACAAAUAUCUCCCCAGAGCCUUGCACAAUGCAUUGAUUGUAGCAUCUUUUACAAAGUUGGAGGAAGAGUUUCCUAAGUCCUCACUCAUACAGGGGUCAUCCAUCUAGCGAGAACCACACUAUGAUGAGAAAAGAUGUUUUAUUUUUGAUCGUUCUCUGCCAAGAUGUAGCGAGUGGUUCCGGUCUGACCCAGCAAUAACCAAAUGCUGAUUUGUCUCUGAGCAUAUACAUGUAUAUGGCAUUGCCAAUAACCAAAUCCUGUUAGCUCACCUGUAUAGUUAGAUAAUGUUAUACAGCAUUUAUAAUCAAUCCUGCACCUUACAUUUAACUCUAGUGAUAUUACUAGAUGUACUCCUUAUUGUCUCAAAUUUUAUAAUUGUGAUAGUGUGUAAUUCGUGGCACGUUACAUCAAUUUGUAAGGAUGCAUGAGAAGCUGUGAUGCGUGGAGAGUUGACCAUGCAAUGCAGUGUGUGGUGUUUGUGACGGUGUGUGUGUGAGAUGUGAGGCAGAGUCAUGAGAUGAGGAUCUUCAAAUCUACGUUCAGCUAAUUGACCGAGUCAGGAGGUGAAGUAAUUUGUUGACUCUUAUCUUUUGCUUACAUUAAGCAAGCGUGCUCCUCUCCUACAGAUCUGGCUUUGAGACGAUAUCACACUUUUCUGUGACUUGUUAUUAAAAACCUAAUGUACUCUGACCUACAGUAUAUUUGUAGGUUUAAAAUCUAAUGUUAAUGUUAACUUACAUUUUCCAACUAAACCCGAUCUGUGUUAUUAGUUUGCAGAAUACCAAGAGUGUAGGGAUAAUAAUAUUCACAAAAAACCUGCGUACAUAGCUCAUUAAGUGUGCACAUUUCACCAUGAUGUAUAUUGUGAAGUGAUAAACAUUAUAUUACAAUGCCUAAAUCUCUUAAAGAGCACUGACGGGGAGUACUUUUGGCACAACAAAGUGCACCACUAAAAGGGCUCCUUACCAUUACAUCACUAUUAUGAAAUACUCAAUUUCUUAUAACAGUGAUCUGUAGAAGCUAAUCGAAGUGAGGGACAUGCAGUAUGUAAUACACCUCAAACAUUUGUGGCUCUAUGUGCACUUUUGAGAACUGUUUGUCAUUAACCUACUGGAGUAGAACUGAAAGAAUAGAAAAUAAUCAAAUCCUUGUCUAUAAAAAGUUCUUCUCUUAAAGGAUUUUCUUAGAAAAAUACACUUAUUUCCUUUCUUGCCCAGAGUUAGGUGAAAAGAUGGACACCACUCUUAUGUCUGUACGUUAGAUAUGAAGCUACAGCCAGCAGCUGCUUAGCUCAGCUUAGUUACUGUAAGCACAAAGACCUGAAACAGAAACAGCUUGGCUCCGUCUGAAGAAAAAAACAAAUUCACCUACCAGCACCUAAAGCUCAGAAAUUAACACAUUAUAUCUUGUUUGUUUUAUCUGGACAAAUACCGAAAUAGGACAAUUUGCGGCUCACAGGGUAUUAAAACACUUUGUUUUAAAGCUACUGUCAGGCUCUGCUUCUUUUUUUUACACUUCGUUUUUUGUACAGUUUAAACAGACAAAAAUGAACUUGUUAAUUAGUGAGCUCAAGAGUGCUGAGGUGGAUUUUGUUUCCUUUUGGACAGAGCAAGGCUAGCUAACCCCUGUUUCCAGUGUUUAUGCUAAGCUAACUGGCUGCUGGCCUUAGCUUCAUCAUCGUAAAGAUAUGAGAGUUGCAUCUUAUCAAUUCUGCAAGAAAGCAAACAAGCAUAGGCAACUUCCCCAAAAUUUCAAAAUAUUCUUUUAAAUCUGGCAUUCUAAUCAAUGAAUUACCCCAAAAGAGUAUCUGUGCACGACUGAUGCACUCCCGUUCACUUUAUCUAUACAUAGCCUAUUUGUAGUGUAGCGUUAACCUGUAAAUAUUGUUAAGAUGUGCUCUUCCUUGUGAUUAAUUCCUCAUGUUUAUAUGUGGAGAGUCAUUUGAAUGUGCCCCCACGUGCGUCUUGGCUGGUACUACAGAAAGUUGGAAUUUGUGGAUAAGCUUUUGUAAAUGUAAUAAGCUGUUCAUUGUUUUAUUUAAAAGACAAAUUGAAGCACCUUAGUGUAGUGUUAUGUCUUAGUUCACCCCAGUUACGUGUAUUACUGAAACUGCCAUGGUUUAAUGGUUAGGGCCACCACAGAUGUUAUUUGAAAAUGGUACUUUUUCUUUUGUUUCUUAAUGUGUAUAACACAUGUUUUUUACUUUGAUUUGCUGCUUUUGUACAGGGUCCAGUUUGAGACUGCCCUUUUAAAUAGAAAGUCUAGAGCUGUUAAAUUGUUGAAUAUAUUCUGGCUGUGAUAAAUCCAAUUUAGCCUUACUGGGCAGAGAGCUCCAGGGUUAUACAUGAGCUACACUUUUUUAAAGAUUAUUUUGGUUUUUUUUCCCUUUAUUCAAUAGUGACAGUGGAUAGACAGGAAAGGGGGAGAAAAAGAGAGGGGAUGACACGCAGAAAAGGACUGCAGGUUGGAUUUGAACCCUGGUCACUGCCAAGGACUACAUGGGGUGCGCGCUUUUACUGGGUAAGCUAGAGGCUGCCCCAUGAGCUAUACUUUUUGAGCAGUUUGAUGAGGUAACUGCUAACAUGGUAUACCCACCAAGGAUCGAUAUAGUCAUUGGUAGAUGGGGCUUCUAUAUGUUGACAGAAAGAGGACUAAAGGCAGUGUCACAUAAUCAUAAAGACUGUUGCUCUCUUGUGGUUUCUUAGUAAACUGCACUCUGUUAACUACACUAAAGAAAAAGAAAGGCCUCCCUUAAGAGUACAUUAUCAUUCAUAGUGUGUCUCUACUAGUCACUGUAGAAGCUCAUAGUACUUUUGGAUCAUAAGAAGAGGCUAAAAUUGUGCUUACUAAGUAUUUUCCCACUUGACUGUUUUGAGAAGCACUAGCCCAAGAGACGAUACUGAGAUACUGUGGUUAUAGUUUGUGUAUUCGCCUUAUACUCGGAGGAAUUUGAAUGUUUUUGUGUUAUGGAUGAUGAUAGCUGAUGGAAAACAAGGAAGGAUAGUAGUUAAUACUACUGAUUAAUGCACUUUGAAUUUGCUUGCCACACAAUCCUAUAACGGGGCUACUGCAGAUACAAGGUGAACAAUAGAUUGCAGAGAUGUGUACUGAAAAAAUUAUUUCCACACAGCCGGCUAAAUCCGAAGGUAUACAUUUUAUAUUUAAAUGUACCGUGUGGAUGUUAAUGCUCAUAAAUUACAGUCAAUUUCUUUGUGUUAUUUGUUCAAAUUUGGAUCAGAGUUUAUUAGGAAGUUGCAGAAGUGGCAGACCGUGGCCUGAGGAGUUAUUUAUGUGUCACCCGCCACCUCUUCUGUCUGCCUGUUUGACACUGUGCUGCUCUUUAACAAGUAUUUAUGACUCCUCCCUGAAGGGGCAGACAGUACAGCUAUGGCUGUUUCUGAUUUGGCUUGUUCUCCGAACACUACCAUGAUUAAGAGAAAUUAGUUUUAGCUCUUACCAGUUUGCUCCUAUGGAAGGGACUUUCACAUGUGACUGUUAUAUUUCAUGAGAAAAUGUAAAGGAAGUUGUCAGUUGCCAAAUUGAGUAAUGAAAAAGAUAUCUGUUAUUGUGAGCACUUUAUACUGCAGUUUAGCUAGUAUGGUUUAAAGGCUGAUACAGAAACAGUUAUAUGACUUAAAAUAUGCUGGUGUGUGUUUUUUAAUAUAUUUCCAUGGCAAACAAUUAUAGGAAAUUGCAAAAAUGCAGUCUCUGCCAGAAGUGUGUUCUUGGCAGGUGUUUAUUUGGACCAAAGGGACACCCAAACUGUAUGUUUAGACCCUGUAAAAAUAAGUCAGACUGUACCUGCUUGGUAUCAGUUUUAAUAUUACAGAAGAAUGGACUUCAGUUACAGGCUUCCAAACCAGCGUGUUGAUCAAUUUUUCUUACCAAAUCAUAUUUAUCAUUUUAGAAGUGAAUGGCAGUCAGCAUAUGAUCUAAUUUGUUUUCCAAGGUCAAAUGUGUCCAAUUAAAAGCCCUAAAUUAUUUGUUUUACCCCACUUUUCAAACUAUGCUGAUUACAGUACAUAGUUCUUGAACGGUGUCCGGAGGAAGCACGAAAGUCUAAAUCCACCCUUUAAAGCAGAAUUUAUUUUGUGGAUUAUUUAGUGAACAAUACUUCCUCAACUCCAGCUGCAAAUAAGACAAAACCCGUCUGAGACUUCAUCAAAGCAACACUUAAUCAAACUGUGCAUUCAAAUGUAUCAAAGACAGACAUUUAUAAGCCCUGACGUCUCUCAAAUCCU
Etheostoma spectabile (orangethroat darter) is the source of this 7089-nucleotide messenger RNA. RefSeq names its product zinc finger and BTB domain containing 47b (gene zbtb47b). Bases 316 to 2550 code for a protein of 744 amino acids. The record is from RefSeq and is a predicted model, not a curated record. Gene Ontology annotation, cellular component: nucleus. The transcript is spliced from 6 exons. Lineage: Eukaryota; Metazoa; Chordata; Actinopteri; Perciformes; Percidae. Gene Ontology annotation, biological process: regulation of transcription by RNA polymerase II. Gene Ontology annotation, molecular function: DNA-binding transcription factor activity, RNA polymerase II-specific; protein binding.